Octodon degus (degu) is the source of this 1208-nucleotide messenger RNA. RefSeq names its product growth factor independent 1B transcriptional repressor (gene Gfi1b). Gene Ontology annotation, cellular component: nucleus. Gene Ontology annotation, biological process: regulation of transcription by RNA polymerase II. The transcript has 6 exons. The record is from RefSeq and is a predicted model, not a curated record. Gene Ontology annotation, molecular function: RNA polymerase II cis-regulatory region sequence-specific DNA binding; DNA-binding transcription activator activity, RNA polymerase II-specific. Lineage: Eukaryota; Metazoa; Chordata; Mammalia; Rodentia; Octodontidae. The coding region runs from base 1 to 1092 and encodes 363 amino acids.
AUGCCACGUUCCUUCCUGGUGAAGAGCAAAAAGGCGCACACCUACCACCAGCCUCGCGCCAAGGAAGAGGACCUGGUCUGGUCUCCUGCCCCGAGCCCUGGGGCCAGCAACCAGGUUCUGAGCAGCAGCCUUGCUCUGGGCACGAUGCUCCCAAUCCCAUACUCCGACUGGAAAACUGUGAAGCAGCAGCCAGAGCUGGAGCCACAGCAGAGCCUGCCUAGGACAGCUGUGGGGCCAGAGGGGCCCGCGGUGGCUUCCCAACCGCUGGACAGUGACUCGCAGCUCUCCGACUCGCCCCCUUUCUACAAGCCCAGCUUCUCCUGGGACGCACUGGCCUCGUCCUACGGCCACAGCUACCCGCAGACGCCGUCCACCAUCCAGUCAGCCUUCCUGGAGCGAGCCGUGAGGCUGUACGGCAGCCCCCUACUGCCCAGCGCAGAGCCGCCCCUGGACUUCAGCCUGCGCUACUCCCCGGGUGUGGACACGUACCACUGCCUCAAGUGUGGCAAGGUCUUCUCCACCCCGCACGGACUGGAGGUGCACGUCCGCCGCUCGCACAGCGGGACUCGGCCCUUCGCCUGCGAUGUCUGCGGCAAGACCUUCGGACACGCCGUCAGCCUGGAGCAGCACACGCAUGUCCACUCCCAGGGGAUCCCGGCCGGGUCCAGCCCCACGUCCAGCUUGGCUCUCCCGGGCCGUGAGGCCCCACCUGCUCCUGACCCCCAGGGGCCUCGUUUCCUCCGGCAGGAGCGCAGCUUCGAGUGCCGGAUGUGUGGCAAAGCCUUCAAGCGCUCGUCCACCCUGUCCACACAUCUUCUCAUCCACUCGGACACCCGACCUUACCCCUGCCAGUUCUGCGGCAAACGCUUCCAUCAGAAGUCAGACAUGAAGAAGCACACCUACAUCCAUACAGGUGAGAAGCCCCACAAGUGCCAGGUGUGUGGCAAGGCCUUCAGCCAGAGCUCCAACCUCAUCACGCACAGCCGCAAGCACACGGGCUUCAAGCCCUUUACCUGCGACCUCUGCGCCAAGGGCUUCCAGCGCAAGGUGGACCUGCGGCGGCACCGCGAGAGCCAGCACAGCCUCAAGUGAGGCCGCUGCCUGAGCCUGUCACCUGGGCUGGCCUCAGCGCUGCAUCUCCAGUCUGCCUGAGGUAGCACCCCAUGGGAGACUUGAGCUCGUUCAGGACGCCCGGAAUUAUCCCUUGA